Molecule: messenger RNA, 1278 nt
Organism: Procambarus clarkii (red swamp crayfish)
Lineage: Eukaryota; Metazoa; Arthropoda; Malacostraca; Decapoda; Cambaridae
Source: RefSeq, a predicted model, not a curated record
AUGCUGGUGCUGAAGCCUGACUUGUCUUUCCUGCAGGCUGGGGUCCCGUCCAACGCCACUCUUUCCCAUCUGCUGACACGCCUGACACCUGCCCACGGCCAUACUGCACAACUCUCGGGGGUGUUACAGGGCAGGCGUGCUGUCAUUGAGGGUGGUCAAUCAUGUCCCCAGUGUGGCCGCUUCUUCCUACGUCCUGUGGACUUAGGGCGACACCUUCGUACUCACACUGGGGAGAAGCCAUUUGCGUGCCCUCAUUGCUCCUUCCGUAGUGCCCAGAGUGGCAAUGUUUAUCGACACAUCAAGAUGAAGCAUCCAGAGUUUGCUGCAACUGCUACACCAUGAAAACCCUUUGUCUCAUGCACCUGGAUUGUUUAGGUGAUAGUACAGCUGUCUUAUUUUCACCACCACUACCACCACCACCACCAGUAUCUUGAGCACUUAGUAGAUUAUCUACAAUGUGAAACUAUAAUUAAAGUAGUUUGGUUUUGUACCAUUCUUUUGAGGCACUUGUUUUAAAAGCAUAAGUAAAAAUUCUAAUAAAUAUGAAAAUGUUUCGAAGUAAAUGAAAGUGCCGGCUUAAAUUGCUCAUUGUGUUGAUUUCUCUCUAUUGUAGGUAAGCCCAGGGAGUGGUGGUAGUGGUGGUCAGGGAGGGAGUGGGGCCUCCUUGUUCAACCGUCAACAGCAGCAGCAACACCAGCAACCACAGCAACUUCAGCAAGAUCAACAGCAGGUGGAUCCCAUUGAGUACCAGCUACUCAUUGAUGGAAGAAAGCAGUAUGCAUGCCAGUUCUGUGGCAAGUGGUUUGCCACACCCUCCAAAGUUGUUCGUCAUGAAAGAACUCACACUGGGGAAAGACCAUAUGAGUGUCCUCACUGUCCACUUUCCUUCAACCAACGGGAAAUUUUAAAACGGCACCUUAGAUCUGUACACAAGAUCCCUACCUCAUGGUGAUAGAUGGUUAUUUUCAGUAUUUUGAUUGAGCAGAUAAUGCCUUGGUGAUAUCAAUGUGAAUAAAUCUAGAAAUUUUAAUUGUAUGUGAUGCUAUAGUUUUGUAAUCAAUUAAUUCUCAUCAUCUGCCAGUACAACCAAGGUUUAUUGGCGAGCUCUCUCAUUUCUUUUUAAUUUGAUGCAGUAUGCAUUAUUGAAAUAAAAACAUACUUUUAUAUUAUUGCAAGUUUUCCUUGGCAAUACAGUUGACCUCAGGAAAUGUUGAAAAGUUUUGUGAUAGUUUAACUUACAGGUUUACUAACUGCUGUAUUCAGAAAUAUAUAUAUAUA